AUGUCCCGACAAGGUCCGGGCAAGAGCUCCACUCGCAGCGUCCGGUCCGCGAAGCCGUCUUUGGCCGAGAUCGCCGAGUCGGAGCCCACUGCCUUGACACGGGAGGCGUUGGACGAAGCAGAUCGUUUACCCUGGCACGAGGAGAGGCAGGACGACACAGGGACUGAGACGACGCAGAACGGUAGGACGGCGCAUCCCGUCCCGACCACCGAUGCUUUCCAUACUAUGCUGGACGGGGGCUCCCUCGACCGACUGUCGGAAGACUCGGAAGACCUAGGCCGAGAGUCUGGAUACGCCCAGGCCCAGGCCCAGGCUCAGGCCCAUGGCGUGCCGUACGCCGAAGACCCUUACCGUCCGCCUUCGCGACGCUCAGUGACCACAUUCGACGCAAACAACGCAUUUAGCGAUUUCGAUGGCGUGCACUGCGCACCAGAUCUGGACAUGCCCGGCAUGCCCGGCAUGCCCGAGCCGGCCUUGUCCGAGCCACAAAUUCCCCUAUCCAGCCGACACAACAUGCCCAGGCGACAGUCGUAUUAUGACGAGGAGACCGGUCAGCACAUGCUAUAUUACCCGGCCCGUGUCCCAGCCAUGCUCAAUCUGCCGCCGAAGCUGUCCCGGAAGCCCAAGACGGCCGUGCGGAAUACGCGACACUCCAAGGUCCUCCAAGCAAUGGGACAUCCUGGUCUCGACCAGUCGCAAUAUAUGCCCCAGGAUGUCCGUCCGACACAUGGCAAGGAAUCCACCGUGUGGCUUCCUGACCCUGUUCAGUCUGCGGAGGGAUUCUCUUCUUUGUUUCCGCCCGAGCCGUCGGAGGGACAGUCUGCCGUUGCCCGCAUGGCUUCCUUGGGUCAGGCCCGUGAGGCACACCAGGAACAGCAGCAGCAGCAGCAGCACGCAGCGCCCUUGGCGGAUGGUCAGCACGAUCCCUUCGCGCAGCCUCAUCAGCCCGGUCACCACAGUCCUGGUCUGAUCGGGGGAGACAACCGCCGGUCCAAGCUCCCUCGGAAUCUGCCCCCCGCACUUCGUGCCAGCGCUUUCUUUGAUCUCCCCUCUACGUCGGUGGAGACGGAGGCGAAAGACGGCUCAGCCAUGCAUGUGCUCGACAGUAUCCUCGAUGCGUCGGCGAAUGCGCCCGUGGACGCCUUUCUCGACCAUAGCUUCGCGGGAAAACUCGGGAAAGAGGUCUACGGGCGUGAGAAGCGAGACAAAAUGCGGAGUUCUACUUUGCCUUUGGCCGCGUCGUCAUCGGAACAAAAAGAACAACAGAAGCCACCUGGUUCCGCAAAGAAGCGGACAUCUCUUUUCCCGUUUGGCAAAUCUGACAGGGAUAGCUCCCAUAGUCGCAAGGAGAGUAUCACGGGCUGGUCGGUGAGGAGUGGUCGGGGUAAGGAAAGUAGCGACGAUCCCGAACGGCAAACUCUUUCGGCGAGUCAGAAUGGCGAACCGGUGGGAGAGAGAGGUCAGAAAGAGGGCCGGCAAGACGCCAGCCCGGAAGAGGAGGAAGAGGAGUUCCAAGGCCCGCCGACAACGUUGUUGGCGGAACUCCAGAUCCGCAAGCAGGAGCAGAAGAUGCGCACGCGCAACCGGCAGCUCGCGGCAGCUGGCGCCAUGCACUCGACGCUUCUGGAGAUGGACGCGGUGGCCGAAGCACAACGCAGGAGCCGCAAAUCCCGGCGCGUCAACCUCGCGUGGGAAGGUCCCGACGGGCAGGCCGGGGAGGCGGAAUCGUCAGACGAGGACGUCCCCCUGGGCAUUCUCUAUGCGGCCAGGGCGGCGGGGAACAACGACAUUGCGGCCGUGGUGGCCGAGCUCAACCGGCCGAUCGGUCUGUUGGAGCGGCGGGAACUCGAGGAGAACGAGCCGCUCAGCGCGCGGCGUGCGAGGCUACAGGGCAAAGAAGCACUGACGCUCGCGAACCGGCGGAGUGUGAUGACGUUGAACCCGACGACGGCCAUGAGCGCGCAUCGGAUGUCGCCUUCCCGCCUCGGAGGAGCGGCAGGGGGGCAGUCGCAGUCCCCGCAACCGGAGGAGGUCGUCGAGCCCGAGCCCGAGAUCGAGGGCGAGACGCUCGGCGAGCGCAUGCGCAGGCUGAAAGAGAAGGACGAGGCAGAGCACCAUAACCUCCCUCGCGCCAGGCCGGUGAGCGGGACGUUCUCGGCGGAGCUGCUCAGCCAGUUUGGCGACUUGGACGACGAGAAGGCGGAGAGCGUUGCGGCGGCGCCCCCGGCAAGAGCGGGCGGCGAGGAGGAAGAGGAGGAGACGCUAGGACAGCGACGCAAGAGGCUCCAGGCCGAGCGCGAGGCGAGGGAGCGGGAGAUGAGC
Molecule: messenger RNA, 2322 nt
Organism: Sodiomyces alkalinus F11
Lineage: Eukaryota; Fungi; Ascomycota; Sordariomycetes; Glomerellales; Plectosphaerellaceae
Exons: 2
Source: RefSeq, a predicted model, not a curated record